AAGUUGAUAAAGAUCAUUUGUCAUUUAAUGAGUUAGGAUUUAAUAAUGUAGAGGAGGCAGUCAAAGUUACCCCUUUUGUAUAUUUAACGACAUUUAUUAUUGCAAUUGGUGGAUUUAUGUAUGGGUAUAAUAGCGGAGUUAUUAGUGGUGCUAUGUUGUUAUUGGAAAAUGAUAUUCCUAUGACAAGUUUUCAAAAAGGAUUGGUUGUUGGAGUUGUUCAUAGUUUUAUGCAAUUACUUUUAACACAAAACGAUAAUUUAAUUGAUUCAUCUGUUGAAAUUACUGAUGACUCAAUAUUUUUGAGCGAUUCAGAUGAAAUUGCAUCGUCUCCUAUUAAUGUUCAUUUGUCUGAAGUCCAGAAAAUACUUGACGAUGAAGUUGAUGUUCAAAAACUUACAUCUCAAGAUAAUUUUCUUGAAAACAAAAGAAAAGAA
Messenger RNA from Dentiscutata heterogama, 434 nucleotides. Lineage: Eukaryota; Fungi; Glomeromycota; Glomeromycetes; Diversisporales; Gigasporaceae. The record is from the annotation of a GenBank genome assembly.